AUUAUUAUUACUAUUAUUAAUUCUGCGUUUUAUCAGCAUGGCCUCUGGAUAUGUUCAGCUUGUCAGCGUGGCAGGUUAAGCCUGCGCUGGUGGUGCUCCGCGUGUUUGUUUACGUGCUUUCCUCUGCCAAAGUAUGCACCUGCUUGAUGGUAAUUACCCGGAAAGGAUGGAGCGGGGCACGCCACAAAGGAAAACCGUGUACCGGAUCUCUCUCACGUUAGUGAAAAAGGAGAGCCUGCAGGGUGGCGGUGGCGUCGCCACGGCAUCCCGGCGGCUCGAGAACCCCAAAGUGAGCGCAUACCGGCGGGAAGGAUCCUCGGAGAUCCAGCGAAGCUGUCCUCUGGAGGAGGUUAAAGAAGUGGAGGAUGAAACGGACGACUUCGCUCCCCACGCGUACAGGAACUUCCGGACGUUUAGCACCGGACAGCUGGAACUUGGUAGGUUGAAGGUUUCGCGGAAGAUGCGACAUUUACAGAAAGAUAACUCGCUGGAGUUGGACGAAACGCAUUCGAGCGCAUCGCCAGCGGAUGCUUACUGUAAAGAGGGCACUGAGAAUUGUGGAGCGUUGCAUAAAGCAAAUGUGCAAGCACCGGAUAUGGAAGCUGACAGAUUUAAGGCGGAUGGUGAGACUGAGGAAAGCUGCAAAGCAGCUGCUGGAAAUGGAGAAAGCGCGGGCAUUAAAAGGAAAAGUAUGUUGAAGACUUCCAGGAGUGCUGAGGAGCAGGUCAGCGGGCGUACAGUUGAAGAUCAGGUGUCUGAAGAGGAAAAAGACUCCCAGAAGGGCGGAAAGCUGCCCAAGGACAGCAGCCUCUCUUCUUUGCUUGCUAAACUGAACGGAAAAGCCGCCAAACAGGCCCCCCAGACCCCUCCGGUCAAGAGGCAUCCCAGCCUGCUGCGUCGGAGUUUCAGCUUUCGGCAUUGGACCGGCAGCGAGCUCUUGCGGAUCCGGGCCCUGUCCAAAGAGAAGCACCACAGCAGCUCGGGUUGCAUCGGGCAUGAGGAGGCCCAGGUCAAAUCCCAGUCUGCCGUGGUCCUGCAGAACCCCGCCUUCGAUGAAGCCGAACCAGCAGAGAAGGGAGAGAAACGCAACACCUUGGACGUGGGCGAGGUUCUGGUGAGCCGCAGAGAGCGAGCCAAGGGCAAGAACCGCACACUGGACAACAGCGACCUCCUCAGGCUCUCGGACAAGUCCCUGGCAGAAAAAGAGGGGUUCAUCCGAGGCUCUGGUUCCCGCUCCAGUGGCCAGGAGCGCAGGCUCAUCCGCUUCUUUAGUGGCAUCUUCACCAAGAAGGAUGGUACUUCCACGCCCGUCAGCAGCCCCAGCAACCGCGCCCUCCGCAAGAACGGCCUGCUGGGCUCCCAGAGGAGGGCCACGCUGGGCUACUCGCAAUCCAGCACCGAGAGCGUCAACGGCUUCCUGCAGGACGAUGCUUUUGUGAACAGCCAAGAAUGGACUCUGAGUCGCUCCGUACCGGAGCUCAAAGUGGGCAUUGUUGGAAACUUGGCCAGUGGGAAGUCGGCUCUGGUGCACAGAUACCUGACUGGGACAUAUGUUCAGGAGGAGAGUCCGGAAGCUGACGUGGAUGCAGGUGGACGCUUUAAAAAGGAGAUAGUAGUGGACGGGCAGAGUUACCUGCUUCUUAUCAGGGAUGAAGGGGGCCCUCCAGAGGCACAGUUUGCGCUGUGGGUGGAUGCGGUAAUCUUCGUCUUCAGUCUGGAGGAUGAGAUCAGCUUUCAGACGGUGUAUCACUACUACAGCCGCAUGGCCAACUACCGCAACACUGCUGACGUGCCCCUUGUGCUUGUGGGAACUCAGGAUGCCAUCAGUGCAGCUAAUCCUCGCGUUAUUGAUGACGCUCGAGCACGCAAACUCUCUAAUGAGCUGAAGAGAUGCACGUACUAUGAGACCUGCGCCACCUACGGCCUCAACGUUGAACGCGUCUUUCAGGAUGUGGCUCAGAAAAUUGUUGCAACCCGGAAGAAGCAGCAGCUGUCAAUCGGACCCUGCAAGUCCCUCCCCAAUUCACCCAGUCACUCUUCAGUCUGCUCGGCGCCUGUGUCGGCCGUACACAUCAGUCAGACUAGUAAUGGAGGAGGCAGUCUGAGUGAUUACUCCUCCUCCGUGCCCUCCACUCCCAGCACCAGCCAGAAGGAGCUGCGUAUUGAUGUGCCCCAGACAGCCAACACCCCAACGCCGGUCCGCAAGCAAUCCAAACGCCGCUCCAACCUCUUCACGUCUCGCAAGGGGAGCGAACCAGACAAGGAGAAGAAAGGACUGGAGGGCCGCGCAGACAGCAUUGGAAGUGGCCGCGCAAUCCCAAUUAAGCAGGGAAUGCUCCUGAAGAGAAGUGGCAAAUCACUGAACAAAGAGUGGAAGAAAAAAUACGUCACACUCUGCGACAACGGAGUUCUUACCUACCAUCCCAGCCUGCAUGACUACAUGCAGAAUGUGCAUGGGAAGGAGAUUGAUCUGCUGAGGACUACGGUGAAGGUUCCAGGGAAAAGGCCUCCCAGAGCCAUCUCCACCUGUGCUGCCCCCGGCCCCAAAACCAACGGCCUCACCAAGGACAUGAGCAACCUGCAGCUGGGGCAGGCUCCAGGCUCGGUGAGCAGUAGCUCGUCUGCGUCGCAGAUGGCGAGUGGAAUCAGCCUAGUAUCGUUCAACAGCCGACCAGACGGCAUGCACCAGCGCUCAUACUCCGUCUCCAGUGCCGACCAGUGGAGCGAAGCCACGGUCAUCGCCAACUCAGGGGUCAGCACAGAUACUGGUCUGGGGGACUCAGUGUGUUCCAGUCCCAGUAUAUCCAGCACUACCAGUCCAAAGAUGGACCCUCCGCCCUCGCCGCACGCUAACCGCAAGAAGCACCGCAGGAAGAAGAGCACUAGCAACUUCAAAGCAGACGGCUUCUCCGGUACAGCAGAAGCCAAACGUAAAGCUUGGAAACUUAAUCGUGUUGGUAGUCUGCGCAACAUUUACAACAGUUCCAACACUGAAGAGCAAGAGGAGAACUUUGAAUUCAUCAUUGUGUCUCUGACGGGCCAGACAUGGCAUUUUGAAGCGACGUCCUAUGAGGAGCGCGAUGCCUGGGUGCAGGCUAUCGAGAGCCAGAUCCUGGCCAGCCUGCAGUCCUGCGAGAGCAGCAAGCAGAAGUCGCGUCUGACCAGCCAGUCUGAAGCUAUUGCACUGCAGUCAGUCAGGAACAUGAGAGGAAACUCUCGCUGUGUGGACUGUGAGGCCCAGAACCCUGACUGGGCCAGUCUCAACCUGGGUGCUCUGAUCUGUAUUGAGUGUUCAGGUAUCCACCGUAACCUCGGCACACAUCUGUCCCGUGUGCGCUCUCUGGACCUGGACGAGUGGCCUCUUGAGCUCAUCAAAGUCAUGUCUGCUAUCGGCAACGAGCUGGCCAAUAGCGUGUGGGAGGCCAAUGCACAGGGGCGACUGAAGCCUGCCCCAGAUGCCAGCAGGGAGGAGCGUGAGCGUUGGAUCCGGGCGAAGUACGAGCAGAAGCUGUUUGUGGCGUCUCUGCUGUGCACAGAGCUGCCCCUGGGGCAGCAGCUGCUGCGGUCCACGGCCGAGGAGGACCUGCGUGCCGUCGUGCUACUGCUGGCCCACGGCUCACGGGAAGAGGUGAACGAGACGUGUGGAGAGGGAGACGGCCGCACCGCCUUGCACCUAGCCUGCCGCAAGGGCAACGUGGUCCUCACGCAGCUCCUCAUUUGGUACGGAGUAGACAUCAUGGCGCGGGACGCCCAUGGAAACACAGCACUGGCGUACGCGCGGCAGGCUAACAGCCAGGAGUGUGUGGACAUCCUGCUCCAGUACGGCUGUCCGGACGAGCGCUACCCGCUCAUUGCCACACCCAACCUGUCCCGCAGGAACAACAACCGCAACAACAGCUGCAGCAGCACGGGCAGUUCAGCCCUUAUCUGACACACAUAACCACCCACCACACACACACACACGACCUCACGCACCUUCCGUAUGACUCAAACACACACAACACACACACUCAGCAUUCUCUCAGCUUCAACACACACAUCCACAUGUACAGCCCUACCACUAGAUUCAAAUCAUGAGAGAAGCAUAUACUACACUGACGGGAAUGACUGCGAUAACCGUGAUGAUGAUUAUGAAGAAGCGCUAACGGAACCACUGCAUUUGCACUCACGAUGCCUCGCGCUGCCACUAGCUUGUUGUGAGGGAGCUUUUAACGCUCGUCUCACCCACUUACUUUUCCAACGGCAAACGCUCGUCACACAGCUCCUCCCUUGGCAGGUGACAUAUAUUGGGAGAAUGCCCUGCCCAUUCAGUCUUCUGGCUGCAUAGUAGCAUCAAGAUGCAUGAAAAAUGCGUCUGAGCCUGCUGCUGCUGUCUGUCAAUUAAUGCUGCAAGAUGCAUGAUGGGAGAUUAUUAUGGUGAGGCGUAACCGGUAGCUGAAUACGAGGCCAUUUAGACUCCUCAAAGCAACUGACUGCCGUUUCCUGAGCAACUAAAAGGGACAAGGAUGUGACGCGGGAUUGGUCACUUGAUCCCAAAGGUCCCAGAGAACUUUAGAGGUCUUUACUGACCGAUUUUGGAUUACUCCAUGUCCUCUCUGCCUCACCCUAUUCGCUUUUUUCUUUGAAUUUGCAGUGCAUUUAUUAAAAAAAAAAGAAAAAAAAAAAAGACGCCGCCACCACCAUCAGUCGUGUAAAUUCCAACUCUUUUGUAUGGAUUUCUUUCUUUCUUUCUUUCUUUCUUUUUUUUUUUAAAGAAAUGUGAAAAUAUAUAUUGUAAGGUCUAGAAAGUCUAGGUCCCAUCACACGUUUCCUAGAAGUGUGAUGAAAUGAAGAUGCUUCUUUUAACCUUUUUUUUUUAUUCUGUUCUAUCCUUGUGACUGAUGUAUGUGGAGUUUUAUUGGACCAGAGGAAGGUUUGACUGAGAGCCGAGAUAGAAACGUGAGAAGCAGGUAUUCAAACUAAACCGUGUUCAUGGGCGGCACUAGCUGUGUGCUUCUAACCUUCAUUAUUCCAGUCUUCUGUCUGUUUCUCAGAACUUAAAGGGAAUUUCCUGCUGUCCUUUGAUCCUCGGCUGCUAGCCUAUGUCAUGCUUUUUCCGAUGCAAACUAUCAGGUCGUGUAUUCAGCCCAUGACAGCAAGACGACUCGGGCUUCUGACCAUCUCCUCCGAAGCGCUAGCCACAAUCGACCGCGAGUGUCCGUGUAUAUGUGGGAGCAAAAGUACGAGAGCGUAAGGAGUCGUUUAGCUUUCGUAUUCACAUUAGCCAUAUUGAUAAUUGCCGAUCAAUACAAAUGAAACGGCGCGCAGGCUGGCGCAGGAAUGCGACCUCACAGGGCCGUCGAUAUCACCCACACACCGAUGCCCGCGUCUGCAUUUCUCUGCAUGCUUUAUGACAGAAACAUCAGCGAGAGGAAGAGGCUGCCUCAUCUGUUUGUGCUUACUCAAUAUCAGGUGCUCAGGAGAAGCAGGAGAAACUCUCUACUAUGUACUUGUACUAUGUACUUAUUUAUGCCGGAGAGACUCUUGCCAGUUGACGAAGCUCUUGUGUGUGUAUGCGGUCAUUUGUCACCGUUGCUAGAGACAUCCCAUUCAUUUCCCACACGUUUUCUGCCGAGGCCUUUGAGUCCAGAGCCCUAUUGGGCUCUGCAAAGAGAUGGGCUUUUUCGGCUACUUUGUCUAAUCCCCUCCUGUCUUUCUCGCUCUAUUACGCUCUGAGUUUUAAAGAUGGUGGUGGAAAUGAAGAGAAAAUGUUCUUCCUGGGUGGGGAAAAAAAAAAAAAAAAAGCUUUUAUCUUUUAACCCGAGUUCUGUGGUGCCAGGUUGAUGCUGUGUCAUAUGAAAGUCUAUAUGUUUCGGUCUAUUUGACACUUUUGAAAUGGCCAAAAAUGGUUAUUUGGAGCGAUGCCGUAGAAGAACCGCCUUCAUUUUACCAAAAGAGCGUUUAGUAGUUUCAGUUGUAUUUUUAUCUUAAAAUAAACCUUUUAAAAUAAAAGGUUUUUAGGGCAGUUUUUGUUCAGAUGUUCCUCGGGAACGCUCAGACGCUCCACGUUUCGCUCCAACCCUCAACACAUUGGGAUUGGGCGAAAAUGUGAACGGUCUUGGGGGACCAGCUUGAGAUCCUCUGCUUGAGGGAAACCAAAUGUGAUUCUUUCGCGGCAGCAUUCACCAAUCCUCCUCUUUCAGAUCCGUGCUGCUGCAUUCCCCUCCAAACCUGAUCUGGCUUGUUAAGGAUUUCUGAAGAGGUUAAUUAGCUCGAGCAGGCGUGGCAGGUUGUGUUUGCGGUUAGACUCCACUGGAAGACAGACCUCCAGGAUCUGGACUGAUGACCACUUUUCUAGGGCAUCGCUCCAAAUAUCCUGUUUGGCAUCUUGUUUUUAAGAGUGUCAUUACAGUGUCUUUUUCUCUGUCUCUCUCUCUCUCUCUCUCUCUAUUUUUUCUCUUUUUACUCAGUGUCCUCCCCAUUCUGUUUGCCUUUAUUCUUAACAACAUUGUGUCUCCCAUCGUGUGUUUGUGAUGUGCAGAAACAGCCCUGACUGACCUGUAUUUAAGCAAUACAAAGCCGGACGAAAGCCAGGCGACUUUUCCGUAGUAAUAAUUUCCUCGCGGCGCUGUUUGCAAACCGCCCACACCAGUAUUGGCUGCUGUGUGGCACCAAGAGAUGUAAGACUCUGUUUCAGGUCAUAUGUCAUUACGG
This is a messenger RNA of Pygocentrus nattereri (red-bellied piranha), 6693 nucleotides long. It is a transcript of the gene agap1, whose product is annotated as ArfGAP with GTPase domain, ankyrin repeat and PH domain 1. Gene Ontology annotation, molecular function: protein binding; GTPase activity; GTP binding. Lineage: Eukaryota; Metazoa; Chordata; Actinopteri; Characiformes; Serrasalmidae. The coding region runs from base 134 to 3931 and encodes 1265 amino acids. The transcript is spliced from 20 exons. Gene Ontology annotation, cellular component: nucleus. The record is from RefSeq and is a predicted model, not a curated record.